Messenger RNA from Juglans regia (Persian walnut), 547 nucleotides. Its product is annotated as protein GAST1. The transcript has 4 exons. The record is from RefSeq and is a predicted model, not a curated record. The coding region runs from base 32 to 400 and encodes 122 amino acids. NCBI's taxonomy places the organism in Eukaryota, Viridiplantae, Streptophyta, Magnoliopsida, Fagales, Juglandaceae.
UAUAACGUCCUUGACAGCCACCCAUCUUCACAUGAUCUCAUACCUCUCUCUCUCUACAAUGGCAAAGAAGAUUUGCGUUCUAAUGUUCUCUGUAAUUAUGAUGCUGCAUUUACUAGUAGAGAACCAUGCGAUCGAGACUGAGGCUCCAACACCACAGCCCCAACAAAAUGGCCAAUUUCCAACGUAUGGUAUCACCCAAGGCAGCCUUCAACCACAAGAAUGUGGUCCACGUUGCACACAAAGAUGCUCAAAAACAGCGUUCAAGAAGCCAUGCAUGUUCUUCUGUCAAAAGUGCUGUGCCAAGUGCUUGUGUGUCCCUCCUGGAACUUAUGGGAACAAGGAAUUCUGCCCUUGCUACAACAAUUGGAAGACCAAGAGAGGAGGACCCAAAUGCCCUUGAUCCUUUCUUUCAUGAAUCCUCCAUUCAAAUAUCUGAACAGAUUGUAUCUAAGAUCGUUGUUAUCUAGAGACUAAAGAUCGAGCAGUGUACUGUUGUUUUAUUUUUUCAAAAAAUAAAAUAACAUCUGGUAUGAUGGCGUUCCAGUAA